Molecule: messenger RNA, 1639 nt
Organism: Hyaloscypha bicolor E
Lineage: Eukaryota; Fungi; Ascomycota; Leotiomycetes; Helotiales; Hyaloscyphaceae
Exons: 5
Coding region: 80-1480 (466 amino acids)
Source: RefSeq, a predicted model, not a curated record
CUCUUUUCCAGAACGCGUCUUUCCAGGCCACUUCAUUUUCCUGCAAGGUUACAACCCAGGAGGAUACGCAAGGACCACCAUGGACAUCAUCAUGACCGAAGAUGGUAUUGACUCACCUCAGGGCUUGUAUUUAUCGCCUGAGGUAUGGAGUAUGAUUGGAGAAUUGAUACAAAGUCGAAGUACGCUCCUCGCGCUAAUAAGUACAUGCCGCUCUUUUUGCGAUUUAUUCACUCCGUUCUUACGUCGCAAAUUCACCUUCGAGUUGACCGCCAUUCCCUCCUCUCGGUGGCGUCGAAAACCUCUGCCGACCGGACUCCAUUAUACCCAAGAACUCGAGGUUUUGCUGGAGGAAUUUCGUGGCAAGGGGGACCUAUUUGGAGAAUAUAGCGAAUCUUGGAACUCUGGUUACGUUUCUCUGGUUGUCCGAAUACUGAAAGAAAUGAAGAAUCUUCAAUCUUUCCGGUGGAUCGAUUCCACCUAUGACGAUAAUUAUCGCCCAAGCCUGAUGCUUCGUAAUCAAGAGCUUCUUCAAGCUCUCAAGCAAUCCGCCACGAUAAAGAACAUCUCAAUUCUAUUCGCAAGUCAACAUCUGGACGAUCAAAUGGAUGCUCUCAACUGUUCCAUCUCCCUGGAAGGCUUUGAUAACUUAACCUCAUUGGAGCUCUAUAAUUUCUACGGGGAUCCAGACUCUCUCGCGGUAGAGAUUGCGAAUGUCCUCGCAGAAUGCCCAGGCCUUAAGACACUAGGCCUCGGUUUUGCUUGCGACUUUGACUGUAACGCCUCGCCAGACGUACUCAUAAUUGGAGAAGAUGAAUAUACACUGCAUUUUCUCGAGAAAGUGUGUGUGAAUUAUGCCUCCCCUACACGGGUGUCGCUAGCACUCGACACAUUGCGACUCGGCCACGGAAUUUUCCUUUCCGAUUCGGUGAUGCGAGAAUUUUCAAAGACCCACAAAUACCUUUUCAAGUUGGUAAAGCUGGAGACUCUGAAAAUUUUCUACCUCUUCAAUGGUUUGGUAAAGUGGGAUUUCGAUGAACACGAGUCUAUGGAUGUUGAUUGGGAUCAGCUGGAAGACUGCAAGUCGCUGCAACGACUAAGUGUCUCGAGAUUGGAAAUGGAUCUCGUGAGCUGGCUCACAAAUGGCUGUGGUUCUGUCGUCGAAGAGCUCAUAGUCACAGAUCAUUAUGGCAUGUACGAUGACGAUCUGGACUACUUUGAGUAUUUGCUCCCACGGCUAUCGAUGCUCUUCGUCCGGGAGAUGACUAUCGCCAGACGAAGUGGAGACGAAGCUUGGUCAGAUACAGACUCGUCAGUCACUGAUUCUUCGGAAGCAGAGAUCACCUCGGAAACGGGAACAAUAUUAGAAGUAGAAAGUUUAUUGAUACCACAAAUCCACCUAAAGCCAAGAACCCUGUCAAUGGCAGGGACACCUUCGCAGGCAGGUUUAAGGUCCGAUUCAGAAACCCCCUCUGAGGCUUGAUGAGAAUGGCGCUCAACUCACAAAGCUUGGUCUGUGCCUUGAUUUCGAGACACAAUGGGUUCAAUUUUCCUCCCAUUUGCCCAAUCUUCGACGUCUUACGCACUUGAGACUGGAUGGCAAAAGCUACCGGGGCGGUCAAUAUCCCACCAAAGCCUCAUC